AUGUCUCAGCAAGAUGUGUCCGAAGGCCACGCCGACGGCGCGCCUCCCAGCACGCCUGUUAAGGUGCGAUGGUACAGGUCCACGUUCUACAACAUGACCAUCCUGGGUCUCUGCAACCUCUCCGCCCCGGGAAUCUGGACGGCCAUGAACUCCCUGGGCGGCGGAGGCGCCGAGGAGCCGUACCUUGUCAACACGUCAAACGCCCUGACCUUCUGUCUGAUGGUCGUGUCCUGCUGGCUGUCCAGCACCCUUGUCCGGUACAUCGGUAUCAAGGGAGCUCUGAUUUUCGGAACGCAAGUGUACACCCCAAGACGUGUAAGCGAGAUGUGCCGAGUCGGAUAUGCCCCCUAUGCCGCAGGACUGUACGUCAACAACAGAUACGACAACGAGUGGCUCAUCCUCCUCGGUGCUGCCCUCUGCGGAAUCUCCGCGGGUGUCUUCUGGUCUGCUGAAGCUGCCAUCGCCAUCGCCUACCCUGAGCCGUGGAAUCGCGGCAGAGCCCUGGGAUACUGGCUCACCUUCCGCAUCAGCGGCCAGGUCAUCGGCGGAGCCAUCAACCUGGGUCUCAACGCGAACAGGAACACUGCCGGCAAGGUCUCCUACACCGUCUUCGAGGUCUUCAUUGCGCUUCAGGCUGCGGGACCUGUAGUGGCGCUGUUUCUCAACCGCCCCCACAAGGUUCAGAGGACGGAUGGCAAGCCGGUGUCGUUGGCGAUCGAGGACAACCUGUGGGUGGAGCUCAAGCGUACGACCGAGGCUUUCCUGUCGCCCAAGUUCCUCCUCAUCAUUCUCCUGAUCGGACAGGCCGUCUUUGCUGAGGCCGUCUUCUUCACCUACCUGUCGCUGUGGUUCUCUGUCCGCGGACGAGCCCUUGGAUCAUUCCUCUCCGGAAUUGUCGCCGCGAUUGGCGGAAACCUCUUGGGUCUCUGGUUGGAUAGGACUUCCAUCUCGUUGAAGACCAGGGCCAGAGUCGCAUUCCUGACCAUCGUCACACUUCAAGGUGCCUGGUGGACGUGGGCGACCAUCUUGGUGACUCGCUACCACAAGUCUAAGCCCACCUACGAUUGGGUCGACGAAGGCUUCGGCGCCGGGUUCGGAGUCUUCAUCUUCCUCACCCUCGGAUUCCAGCUCAACUACAUGUUCUUGUACUUUGUCAUCCAAAACAUCUCCAAGAACGAGAAGGAUGUUAUCCGUUACGCCGCAGUCCUGCGCGGAACAGAGUCGGCCUGGCAGGCUGUCAGCUAUGGUGUCACGUCCAUCACCAUCAUAGCCCGGGUGGGUGGUGUCUACAUCAACUACGGGCUGUGGGCGGCGGCCCUCUUCCCGGCCUGGCUGGUCAUCCGUCACAUCGGGUCGUCCAGCAACGUCGAGGAGGAGUCGCACGAUGGCAGCGGGAGCAUCAGCGGAGGAGACAAGCAGACGUCGACCACUGUCGGCAAGGACGUCACCAACUGA
Geosmithia morbida is the source of this 1455-nucleotide messenger RNA. Its product is annotated as Ion channel regulatory protein UNC-93. The record is from RefSeq and is a predicted model, not a curated record. Gene Ontology annotation, biological process: transmembrane transport. Gene Ontology annotation, molecular function: transmembrane transporter activity. NCBI's taxonomy places the organism in Eukaryota, Fungi, Ascomycota, Sordariomycetes, Hypocreales, Bionectriaceae. The transcript has 6 exons. Bases 1 to 1455 code for a protein of 484 amino acids.